Molecule: messenger RNA, 915 nt
Organism: Paramecium tetraurelia
Lineage: Eukaryota; Ciliophora; Oligohymenophorea; Peniculida; Parameciidae
Exons: 1
Source: RefSeq, a predicted model, not a curated record
AUGUGGCUAUUUAAAUAUAGAAUGAUUUUCUAAUUCAUUUUCUCCUUACAUUAAUAUUUAGCUGAUAAAGUUUUACUUCCUAAAAUUAGUCAUCUAAUAAUUUUCCCUCUACUUUAUUUUUUAAUCAUAAUCGUUAUUUGCCCAAGAUCAUUACUUUAAUCCUUAAAUUUUAACACUAAAAAAUUAGCUAUACUCAUUAUCCAGGAUUUGUAUAUUGAUUAUGAUAUAAAAUUACUGAUAUUGAAGUCUCAUAUCUAAUAAGGUUUUCAUCAUUUGUAAGUUGACCAUAAAUUCAAAAAUAAAUGUUUUGAUUGGAAUUAUAAUCUGAGAAUAAAUUAACAUCCAAAAUUAAUAAGUAUCUUAGCAUAAUUUAAAUAGAUUCCCUAUGGUAAAUACUUAAUUAUAUUCAUUGUAUUGAAAUCCCCCGCCCUUUCUUAGAUAUCUCCUGCUAUAAUAAACAUGGAACCAUAAUAAAGGUAAAUUAAAACAAUAAUUAGAAUAUUUAAUACAAGGAGGUUUUGUAUUAAUAAUAUCUCUAUUAUGUAAAGAUAUCAAGUUUCCGAUCAAAUUAAGAGAUAACAGCAUUAAGGUAGUAGGAUGAUUGAUUUAUUACAAUUUCAGACCCAGAUUUAAUAAGCAGUUACUUAAAAUUAAUUAUAAGUAGAGUCUUUUAUUAAAUAACUAUUUCAUCUCUUCUAUUAGCUUCACAAAGUGUACUAUCUGAUAGGAUUAUAUAGCACUUUUGUAAUCUUCAACUUAUAAAAUUUGCUUACUGGUCCUUAUGCAUUUGCUCUAUAUUUUAAAUGUAGCAAGUAUUCUAAGUAUUUGAUUUUUUAAUAAUCUUUUACAAUAGAGGAUAUUUUCAACUCAUAGAUUUUCUCAAGCAUUAAUAUUUACUAACAAAAAUAAUAUUGA